CUAUUACUUCUCUCCCUACUACUUGCUUAUUCUUUUAUCUUCUUCAUUAAUUAAUUUAAACCCCAAAUCGACUUCUUCUUCCUUCCUCAUCAUCUCUUGGAUUUCUGAGCCUUCCUCCGACUUUGAGCCAGACCCAGAUCAGUUCUGCAUCCAAAAAAAGCACUCCCAAUAAAUUGAGGGGGUGGAAGAAGGAGAAGGAGAAAUCUUUGAAGCGUUUGAAGAAGAUGGCUGGAGUGCAGGAUCAAUUGGAGAUCAAGUUUCGGUUGAGUGAUGGAUCAGAUAUUGGCCCCAAAAGCUUUCCUGCUGCUACAAGUGUGUCAACCUUGAAAGAAAGUAUUCUUGCGCAAUGGCCUAAAGAAAAGGAAAAUGGUCCCAGGACUGUUAAAGAUCUCAAGCUGAUAAGUGCAGGAAAGAUAUUGGAGAACAACAGAACAGUUGGGGAAUGCCGAAGCCCAAUAAUCGAUGUACCUACAACCAUGCAUGUUGUUGUUCAACCACCUACUGUGGAGAAAGAAAAGAAAAUGACAAGCGAACCGAAGCAGAACAAAUGUGUUUGUGUUAUAUUAUAGUUUGCAGUUCAAAUAGUGGGGAUAACAUCAUUUUUAGGUAGAGAGUUGGAGCUAGUGAAGAAACUGGAUUUGAUGAAAUUGAUUCAACAACAUUGGAAAUAUGCAGGCUUCAUAGAAUCACAUGUCAUUGUUUGGUUCAGGUCGAUCAUACCCUGUUUGUUUUCAAUACAUUAGACUACGCAAAUCAAACAAUUUUAUAUAAGAUUUUUAUGUAAAAAGUUCACGGGUGUACCUACUGCGUUUCUUUUCAUAUAUUACAUUUCACGUUUCAUUCACCAUGUAUAAAUAUUGAUGGAUGGUCUUGGAAAUCAUACUUUGUGAUAGAGGAAUUGCCGGUGUUCUUUGA
This is a messenger RNA of Argentina anserina (silverweed cinquefoil), 915 nucleotides long. RefSeq names its product membrane-anchored ubiquitin-fold protein 1. Gene Ontology annotation, molecular function: protein binding. The record is from RefSeq and is a predicted model, not a curated record. The coding region runs from base 225 to 569 and encodes 114 amino acids. The transcript is spliced from 5 exons. NCBI's taxonomy places the organism in Eukaryota, Viridiplantae, Streptophyta, Magnoliopsida, Rosales, Rosaceae.